Molecule: messenger RNA, 1314 nt
Organism: Suncus etruscus (white-toothed pygmy shrew)
Lineage: Eukaryota; Metazoa; Chordata; Mammalia; Eulipotyphla; Soricidae
Gene: CBLC
Product: Cbl proto-oncogene C
Exons: 8
Coding region: 1-1314 (437 amino acids)
Biological process (GO): negative regulation of epidermal growth factor-activated receptor activity; cell surface receptor signaling pathway
Cellular component (GO): membrane raft; plasma membrane
Molecular function (GO): phosphotyrosine residue binding; receptor tyrosine kinase binding; calcium ion binding
Source: RefSeq, a predicted model, not a curated record
AUGGCUGCCGCCGCAGAGGCCCCAGGGGCCCGGCUGGGGAGCGACCCUCGAGCGAUCGGCAGGGCCGUGAAGCGGCUGCAGCGCCUGCAAGCCCGGUGCAGGGACCCCCGGCUCGCCACCAGCCCGCCCUCGCUGCGCACCCUGCUGCCCGGUCUCGCGCGGCUGCUGCGGGAUGUGGACCAGGCCCGGGCCCAGCCGCCCGGCCCCAGGGACGACGCCUUCGAGGGGCCCGGAGGGGCCGGCCACUUCCUCGCCAUCUACCUGGGCAACCUGGAGGCCAAGGGCAGGCAGCUGGCGGCCCUGCUGCCCAGGGAGGGCAAGGCGGCCGACGACCAGCUCUUCCAGGAGGGCACCUCGCCCAGGAGGCAGCUGGCCAAGCUGGCGUUGAUCUUCAGCCACAUGCACGCGGAGCUGGGUGCACUCUUUCCGGGGGGCAAGUUCUGUGGUCACCUGUACCAACUCACCAAGCCACCCGCACAUGCCUUCUGGAGGGAGGUCUGCGGGACCCGUUGUGUGGUGUCCUGGGCUGAGUUCCAGUCGCUCUUGGCCACCUUCCACCUUGUGACCUCAGGCCCCAUGGCCCAGGCCUUGCGCUCCACUGUGGAUAUCACCUGCAGCGGCCACAUUUCCGUCUUCGAGUUUGACAUCUUCACCCGCCUCUUCCAGCCUUGGCCGACGAUCCUGAGGAACUGGCAGCUCCUGGCAGUCAACCACCCGGGAUACAUGGCCUUCCUCACCUAUGAAGAGGCACAGGCGCGCCUGCGGGCCUGCAAACACAAGCCGGGCAGCUACAUCUUCCGGCCCAGCUGCACUCGCCUGGGGCAGUGGGCCAUCGGCCAUGUGAGCAAGGACGGCAGCAUCCUGCAGACCAUUCCCCCCAACAAGCCCCUGUUCCAGGUGCUUCUGGAAGGACAGAAGGAUGGCCACUACCUCUACCCGGACGGGAGGAACCACAACCCGGACCUCACUGAGCUCUGCCAGACAGAUGCCCAUCAGCACAUCCACGUGCCUGAGGAGCAGCUGCAGCUAUACUGGGCCAUGAAUUCCACCUUCGAGCUGUGCAAAAUCUGUGCUGAGAAUGACAAGGACGUGAAGAUCGAGCCCUGCGGCCACUUGCUGUGCAGUCACUGCCUGGCCUCCUGGCAGCUCUCCGACAGCACCACCUGCCCCUUCUGUCGCUGCGAGAUCAGGGGCCAAGAGCCCAUCAGCAUCCACCAGCUCCCCAGGGACUCGCUGGCUGCUGACACCUCCAGAAACCACUGCGACCCAGGGGACCAGGAACAGGUGAGGGACAUGGCGGAACUCCCAGUCUGA